This is a messenger RNA of Polistes canadensis, 1920 nucleotides long. It is a transcript of the gene fzy, whose product is annotated as cell division cycle protein 20 homolog. Gene Ontology annotation, cellular component: anaphase-promoting complex. The record is from RefSeq and is a predicted model, not a curated record. The transcript has 7 exons. Gene Ontology annotation, molecular function: protein binding; anaphase-promoting complex binding; ubiquitin ligase activator activity. The coding region runs from base 320 to 1894 and encodes 524 amino acids. NCBI's taxonomy places the organism in Eukaryota, Metazoa, Arthropoda, Insecta, Hymenoptera, Vespidae. Gene Ontology annotation, biological process: positive regulation of anaphase-promoting complex-dependent catabolic process; positive regulation of ubiquitin protein ligase activity; anaphase-promoting complex-dependent catabolic process.
CAGAUGUUUAGUCGUUCGUUUAAAUGACCCAUAGCCGAUUCAGGAAUACUUCUGUAAUACAGUGUUGAAGAUAUUUCCAUUUUAUACUUAAUGUAAUUACUUUAUUUUGUUUCUUUUUUAAAAAGUAAUUACGUGAUACACGUUGAUAAACAAAAGUAACCCUUGGAACUUCAUUUAAUUUAUUUAUUUUCGUAAAAGAAAUUUAGAAAAAGAUUUGCCUCGCCAAGAAUCGUUGGUGAAUGGACUACAAUUUUUUAGUGUAAAGUUUUUUUUUAAUUAUUAAUAUUAUUACUAUUACACGAAUAAUUUUUUUAUAAUUAUGUCGAAUUUAAAAUAUAUGAAAGAAUUAAAUAACAUAACCCGAAUGGAUGAAGCUAUAAAAGGACCAGUCCCACGUUGGCAAAGAAAAUCUUCAGAGAUUCCAAAUACAAGUAAUAUUAGUAUUAACUCAUCACUCAAAGCUAUGUCUGGAUCUUUUGUGAAUACAACUAUUGGAAAGACCCCAACGAAAAAGAAUGAUUCCAAAAAUAAAAAGACACCGUCUAAAGUAAAUAAAAAAUCUCCUGGUCGUAACAUCAAUACACCCAAUGGUGGAGACAGAUUUAUUCCUUGCAGAGCGACAACAAAUUUUGAUUUAGGCUAUUAUAAGAUUCAACAACAACAACAGCAACAACAAACGGACCAAGAUGGCGAGAAAGGAGAUAACAUAAGUCCUUCAAAAAAAGAAAUGCAACGUUUGAUAGGAGAAAAUUUACAUGGUGGUGAUAUUAAUAAUAUGAGAGUUCUGUCGUAUCAAAAUAAAGCGCCAGCUCCACCCGAAGGAUAUCAGAAUCCAUUAAGAGUUGUUUAUAGUCAAACAAAAACACCGGCUAGUGUUAAAGCUUCUAUAAGGUAUAUUCCGCAAACUCCUGAUCGAAUAUUGGAUGCUCCUGAUAUUAUAGAUGACUAUUAUUUAAAUCUUAUCGAUUGGUCAGAAAGUAAUGUUUUAGCUGUAGCUUUAGGUAAUAGCGUAUAUUUAUGGGAUGCUGGAUCAGGCACUAUAGCUCAAUUAUUUGAAUUAGAAAGCAACGAUUACGUAUGUUCUGUAGCGUGGAUUCAGGAAGGUCCAUAUUUAGCAAUUGGUACAACAGUAGGUAAUACAGAAUUAUGGGAUUGUAGUGAAGUUAAAAGAGUUCGUGUAAUGAAUGGUCAUGCUGUAAGAGUUGGUUCACUUGCCUGGAAUUCUCACAUUUUAACAAGUGGCUGCAGAGGAGGACAAAUAAUUCAUCACGAUGUCAGACAACGUCAGCACCUAAUAUCCUCUAUAAAUGCACACUCUCAAGAAGUAUGCGGUUUGAAAUGGUCUCCAGACGGAAAAUAUUUAGCUAGCGGUGGCAAUGACAAUAUGCUUAAUAUAUGGCCAGUAGUUUCAGGACAAAAUCAUUCUCAAACUCAACCCCUUUAUUCAAUGAAUCAACAUCAAGCUGCAGUAAAAGCACUCGCGUGGUGUCCUUGGCAAAAUAAUAUUUUAGCUAGUGGUGGCGGUACUGCAGACAGAAUGAUUAAAUUUUGGAAUUGUAAUACGGGAGCCUGUUUGAAUAGCAUAGAUACAAAAUCACAAGUAUGUUCACUGCUUUGGUCUUCGACGUACAAAGAAAUAAUCUCAGGUCAUGGUUAUGCUCAAAAUCAAUUAACAAUAUGGAAAUAUCCAGGAAUGACUAAAGUUGCUGAAUUAACUGGACAUUCGAGUCGCGUAUUACAUUUAGCAAUGUCUCCAGAUGGUACUACAGUUCUUAGUGCAGGUGCUGAUGAAACAUUGAGAUUAUGGAAAUGUUUUCUACCUGAUCCACAUAAGAAGAAAGAUUUUAGUGAUAUCAAAUCUAUGCCAUCCAAAUUAAAACAAUCGAUUAGAUAAAAUGAAAUAUUAUAUUUUUUUUAAAU